This is a messenger RNA of Cajanus cajan (pigeon pea), 2012 nucleotides long. RefSeq names its product glycinin G4. Gene Ontology annotation, molecular function: nutrient reservoir activity. NCBI's taxonomy places the organism in Eukaryota, Viridiplantae, Streptophyta, Magnoliopsida, Fabales, Fabaceae. The record is from RefSeq and is a predicted model, not a curated record.
UUUCAAUGUUCUCCACUUCACCACUCAACUCCUUCAUUUAAACUCUCUUACUUGUUCAACAUCAUGGCGAGGCCCUUCAUUCUCUCUCUUUCCAUGCUGUUCUUGGCGAGUGCAUGCUUUGCCUUUAGCUUCAGCACGUUCAACUUCAACAAGUGCCAACUCGACAGCCUCAACGCAUUGGAACCCGACCAACGUGUUGAGUCCGAAGGUGGUGUGAUCGAGACAUACAAUUCUCAACACCCUGAGCUACAAUGUGCUGGCGUCACUGUUAGCAAACACACCCUCUACCGCAAUGGCCUCCACUUGCCAUCAUACUCACCUUAUCCCAAGUUGAUCCACGUCAUCCAAGGGCAGGGUGCCUUUGGACUUGCAGUUCCAGGGUGUCCUGAGACAUUUGAGGAGCCAGCAGAAGGGUCCAGCAGAAAAGGAAGGCAGCAGCAUGUACAGGACAGUCACCAGAAGAUUCGUCAAUUCACUCAAGGUGAUGUUAUCUUGAUUCCCCCUGGAAUUCCUUACUGGACCUUCAACACUGGUGAUGAACCCCUUAUUGCUGUCAGUCUUCUUUACACCUCCAGCAUCCACAACAACCUUGAUCAAUCACCCAGGGUAUUUUACCUUGGUGGGAACCCUGAUAUAGAGAACCCAGAGACCACAAAAGAGCAGCCUCAGCAACAGAAGAGAGGUGGUGGACGCAAGCAGCAGCAAGAGGAGGAAGAAGAAGAAGCUGGCAGUGUGCUAAGUGGCUUCAGCAAACACUUUUUAGCACAGUCCUUCAACAUCGACGAGGACUUAGCCGAGAAGCUUCGGUCUCCAGAAGACGACAGAAAGCAAAUAGUGAAAGUGGAGGGAGGCCUCAGCAUUAUCAGCCCCAUGGGGCAAGAGCAGCAGCAACAAGAGGAAGAGAAAGAAGAUGAAGAUGAAGAUGAACCUCGCUCUCGAUGUGGUCGAAGCCACCAGGGAAAGCAUUCACAUGAAGAGGGGGAAGAGAAAGAGGAAGAAGAAGAAGAACCUCAUUCUCCAUGUCCACGUCGACCAAGCCAUGGAAAGCACAAGGUAGAAGAGGAGGAGGAGAAGGAAGAAGAGGGGCCAGAGCACAAGAGCCGAGAACGGAGGUGGAAGAAAAAGAUACAACCCGCCAAACCUGAAGAAGGAGGGGAAGAAAAAGAAGAAGAAGAAGAAGAAGAAGAAUAUGAGACAAAACACAGUAGAAGAAAGGAACAUGGGAACGGCAUUGAAGAAAGUAUCUGCACUGUGAAGCUUCAUGAGAGCAUUUCUCGCCCUUCACGCGCCGACUUCUACAACCCUAAAGCUGGUCGCAUCAGCACCCUAAACAGCGCCACUUUCCCAGCUCUCACCCCCUUCGGACUCAGUGCCCAAUAUGUUGUCCUUUACAAGAAUGGAAUAUAUGCUCCACACUGGAACCAGAACGCGAACAGCGUGAUCUACGUGAUUCGAGGGCAAGGAAAGGUUAGAGUGGUGAACAACACCGGUGACGCGGUGUUCGACCGAGUGCUAAAGAGGGGACAGUUGCUGGUGGUGCCACAGAACUUCGUGGUGGCGGAGCAAGCGAGUGAAGAAGGAUUUGAGUACGUGGUGUUCAAGACAAACGAAAUGGCCACCACGACCCACAUGAAGCAGGUGUUUAGGGCAAUUCCCGCAGAGGUUCUUGCCAACACUUACAACCUUCGCCAAAGUCAAGUGCGUGAGCUCAAGUACCUAGGAAACCAGGGCCCUUUGGUCAACCCGGAUUCUCAAUAGAGCAACCUUGUUAACAUGAUGUUGCAUGAGGCCAUCUUAUACGAAAUAAUUACUAAAUAAGUUUUGUAUGUCGAAUAAUAUAUAAUAAAAGUGUGGCCUUAUGUAUGUAUUAUGUACCCUUCGAGCGAGAGAGAGCCUAUGUUAAUAUCUGAGUGACGAUGUACACUGCAGAGUUUAUGAGUCUUGUUGGUUUGUACCAUACUGUACCUUUCAAUCGCCUUAAUAAAAAUGUGAGUCUACAAGUUUUGGCUUUA